AGAAAACAAAAUCAAGAGAACAAAGAAUAUUUCGAUUCAAAGAAAACACCGAAAAAGAAGAAAAUAAAUGUUAUGAGUUUUUGCUUCUGGAAUGCUUCUGUUUUGUAUAUAUAAAACCAACAAAUUUAGCAGCAAUUCUCACAGUUCAACCUGAAGUCCAAUAAUAUUCAUCAAAAGAAUUAAUCAAAAGUCAUGGCUUUGAAUCCCCAGCCUGCUUAUGAAAAUUUGGAGGUUUACACUGAAUGGGUUCAUGAAACUGCAGAGGACACUUUAAUUGCAUAUCUUCAUGGGUUUAGGAAGGAGCAGCUUAAAGUUCAACUGACCAGUGGAGGAAACUUGAGGAUAUCUGGAGAAAAACCAAUUGGUGACAACAUAUUCAGCCGUUUCUCCAAGGAAUUCUCCAUCCCAUCAAAUUGUGACCUGAACAAUAUCAGAGCAAAUUACAGGGGUAGUAUGCUUCAGGUUAAGUUCCCGAAACAGAUUGUUCCAGCCGAUGAGAAGCCGGAAAAAGUAAAAGCGGUGGCCGAAGUUCCGAACCCGAAGCCUGAUCAUAAGCCUGCAGAUGUGCCGGAGAAACAAAACAAUGCAGUUCAAGAAGGUCAUCCCAAGACCACCCUGGAAAAACAAACAGGUGAUGAUUCAAAUACAGAUGGGGUAGCCAAGGAGGCUGGCAAAGUUUCAGAGAAAACACCAGACAAACAAGAAGAAAUGGAAGAUCAAAGGCAUGCAUCUAAUGGAGCUGAUCACAGACUUAUGGAGAAGAGUAGCUCAGCCAGUGAAAAGCCUGUUGAUUCUGCCCUACGUGCUGCUCAAAGAGGGAUCGUUUAUAAACAAGUUGUUGAGGGUUUGGCCAAGGGGGUGAAGGAUCCAAGAAAAGUUAUGAACAUGGUUUUGGCUGUUUUAUUGGUCGUGGUGCUUGCAGUUUAUCUUAGAAAUGCGAUCAUGUCUCUUGGGAACUACUAGAAGUAAGCUUUGCGGGACGCUAAUACAGAAUGUAAUUUCUCGAUUGGUUUCACCCUUUGAAUUUGUCAUUCCUUUAAUAUGCCAAAAGCAAAAGAACAAUAAUGCUAAACAUUGUUCCAACUUCCAGUACAAUAAAGAUGCUAGUAAGUUGUUUGAA
This is a messenger RNA of Gossypium arboreum, 1120 nucleotides long. RefSeq names its product protein RESTRICTED TEV MOVEMENT 2-like. The transcript has 2 exons. The record is from RefSeq and is a predicted model, not a curated record. The coding region runs from base 193 to 963 and encodes 256 amino acids. NCBI's taxonomy places the organism in Eukaryota, Viridiplantae, Streptophyta, Magnoliopsida, Malvales, Malvaceae.